AUGGGCACGCUCCUGGGCGGGGUCCUGAUCAAGAGGUUCGGCACGAGGACGGUUCUGUCCUGCGCGACAGUCCUCAUCGGCCUGCUCACGGCGACGCUCCUCACCGUCGAUGCGGCCACGGGCGGGCGGUGGAUGGUGAGUCCUACGAUAUACGGCAGGUUUAGGCCAGGGCUCGUGUCGGCUGUAUACUUCAUGUGCUGCUCCUGCUCGGGUGCGAUCGACCUCAUCCGUGUCCUGAUCCCGGGGGAGAUUGUGGAUGGAGAGGUCGACAAACUGCGAAAGAUGGAUCCUCUGGUGAGUCGCGCGUGCUGGCGAUGGAGGCAGGUCGAGACGGACUUCUGA
Messenger RNA from Geosmithia morbida, 342 nucleotides. RefSeq lists its product as uncharacterized. The transcript has a single exon. NCBI's taxonomy places the organism in Eukaryota, Fungi, Ascomycota, Sordariomycetes, Hypocreales, Bionectriaceae. The coding region runs from base 1 to 342 and encodes 113 amino acids. The record is from RefSeq and is a predicted model, not a curated record.